Messenger RNA from Myotis daubentonii (Daubenton's bat), 3419 nucleotides. It is a transcript of the gene NEK5, whose product is annotated as NIMA related kinase 5. Gene Ontology annotation, molecular function: ATP binding; protein kinase activity. The transcript is spliced from 23 exons. The record is from RefSeq and is a predicted model, not a curated record. The coding region runs from base 80 to 2455 and encodes 791 amino acids. Lineage: Eukaryota; Metazoa; Chordata; Mammalia; Chiroptera; Vespertilionidae. Gene Ontology annotation, biological process: protein phosphorylation.
GCGGCCCGGACGCAGUCCGCCGGGAGGCUUCCCUCGCCCCGCGCAGCCCGGGAGCAGGAAACUUCAUGCAUUGGAAACCAUGGAUAAAUAUGAUGUGAUUCAGGUCAUUGGGGAAGGUGCCUUUGGGAAAGCAUACUUGGCCAAAGGGAAAUCAGAUAGCAAGCACUGUGUUAUAAAAGAGAUCAAUUUUGCAAAGAUGCCCAGCCAAGAAAAAGACGCUUCAAAGAAAGAAGUCAUUCUUCUGGCAAAGAUGAAGCAUCCUAACAUUGUAACCUUCUUCGGUUCGUUUCAAGAGAACAACAGGCUGUUUAUUGUGAUGGAGUACUGUGAUGGAGGGGAUCUCAUGAAAAGAAUCAAUAGACAACGGGGAGUGUUAUUUAGUGAAGAUCAGAUCCUGAGUUGGUUUGUACAGAUUUCUCUAGGACUAAAACAUAUUCAUGACAGGAAGAUCUUACACCGGGACAUAAAAACACAGAACAUUUUUCUUAGCAAGAAUGGAGUGGUCGCAAAGCUUGGGGACUUUGGUAUAGCAAGAGACCUGAACAAUUCCACAGAACUUGCUCAGACAUGCGUUGGGACACCUUACUACCUGUCUCCAGAGGUCUGCCAGAAUAAGCCCUACAACAACAAAGCGGAUAUUUGGUCUCUUGGCUGUGUAUUAUAUGAGCUCUGCACACUCAAGCAUCCUUUUGAAGGUAACAACUUACACCAGUUGGCUCUGAAGAUUUGUCAGGCACAUUUUGCCCCACUAUCUCCAAGGUUUUCCUGUGACCUACGGUCCUUGGUAUCACAGCUCUUUAAAGUAUCUCCCCAAGAUCGGCCAUCUAUUAAUUCAAUUUUGAAAAGGCCCUUUUUAGAGAAUCUCAUUGCCAAAUACUUGACUCCUGAGGUCAUUCAGAAAGAAUUCAGUCAUACCCUAAUAGGUAGAACAAGAUCAUCAGGUUCUCGAUCUGCUGAGAAGGUGGUCCAAGAUUUUAAAAUACAGAAAAUGAGAUUCCAGAAGUGCUUACCAAGAUCAAGAAUGUCAGUGCCAAAUAAAACAAAGGAUAUAAUAUAUGGAUAUGAAUGGAGACAACUAGCUGGAGCCCAGAAGCCCAUAUCUAUAAAAAUGGUAGAUAGGCCCAAACAUGCUGGAGUGUGUGGCCAUUAUGAUUAUUACUAUGCUCAACUUGACUUGUUAAGGAAGAGAUAUCAUGAACCACAUUACCACUGUGUUCCUCAUGAAGAUACCAGAGUUAAGGAGAAUUAUAGUCAGGAAGAAAGCAGCAGUCAAUCACCAGGCCAAUGGCCUGCUGAAUACCUUCAGAGGAAAUUUGAAGCUCAGCAAUAUAAGUUGAAAGUAGAAGAGCAAUUGGGUCUUCGUCCAUCUUCUGCUGAGCCAAAUCACAGGAGACAAGAGCUAAGAAGUAAUGGAGAAGAGCCUACAUUCCAGGAGUUGCCAUUCAGGAGAAACAAAAUGAAGGAACAGGAAUAUUGGAAGCAGUUAGAAGAAAUACGCCAACAGUACCACAAUGACAUGAAAGAAAUUAGAAAGAAGAUGGGGAGUGAACAAGAGGAAGACUCAAAAAUAAGUCAUAAAACCUACCUGGUGAAGAAGAAUAGCCUGUCCGCCCACCAAGAGACACCUGAGGAAGAAGCACCUGUGCAGGAUAUUGAAAGAGACUUGAAAAAAAUUAAACCUCAGAACAUAAAGGAAAGUAAAAUUCCAGAACAAAAAUAUAAAGCUAAGAGAGGAGUAAAGUUUGAAAUUAAUUUAGACAAAUGUAUUUCUGAUGAAAAUAUUCUUGAAGAGGAAAAGGCCAUAGACACGCUAAAUGAAACUUUGACCUUUGAGGAUGGCAUGAAGCUUAAGGAAAAUAAAUGUGUAAAGGAGCACGAGGAUUACACAGAUGAAGCAUUGGAAAAACUCUGCUCAGAAGCAGUCUACAUUGAAAAUCUUUUGUUUAAAGUUCUAACAACAUUCUGUGAUUUUAUAAAAACUCAAAUGAAGAAGUGUUUUCUUUUUAAUAACACAGUCUCCUCUUCAGAUGGCCAAGUGAUGGCGAUCAGUGGCAUUCCAGAAAAUAGGAAACAGUGGCGGCAUGAAGCUCCAGAAACUUUAAUGAAUCUUUUGGCAGCAGCACAUCUAACAAGUAGCUCAUUUUCUGCCAAAGAAGGAGAAUUUGUGAGAACAUUAAAACAAUGGCUUCCUAAAGAAAAUGAGGGGACGGUGGAAAUGGCCUCUGGCAUUGAAGUAGAUGAGGAACAACCAGAACCAAGAGAUGAUGAUGAUGAUGAUGAUGAUGAUGAUGAUGAUGAUGAUACAAAUUUUGAAGAAUCUGAAGAUGAGUUGAAAAAUGAAGUAGUAGAAUCCCUGGAAAAACUCACUACUUCCAAAGAGGAGGGAAAAAAAGAAGAGGUUUCCGGUUCCCCUGAGGACACUGAAAAGUUAGGAGAAAUAUGCAGAAUUAAAUGAAGGUUUGGAGAAUAUUUCUACUCCACCUAAUGGUAAAAUCUUUAUUAUUGAUGACCAAGGAACAUCAACAACCAGUCAAAAUAUACAAGUGUGAUUACUGUACUUUUUCUUAAGCAGUAAGUUAGUAUAAAUUAACCAAAGUAUCUGUUUGGGCACAAGUCAUAAAUACUCAUCUAUAAUAAUAAAAGUGUAAUAUGCUAAUUAGACUGGACAGCUGAACGACCUUCUGGAUGUCCUUCUGGAUAACCUUCCGGACGAAGCUGGGGCUGUGAGGGCUGAGCCCCUUGCACAAAUUUCAUGCAUCGGGCCUCUAGUUUAUUAUAAGGCUUUUCCAGUAAUCCCAAGAAUUUACUAAUUUUUCUCUCUAAAUGUAAACAGUAGAAUUUUUUGAGUGUAGAAACUAAUAUUUUCACUUUAAAAUUUCUAUUUGGAAACCUUGCAGAUAAUAUAUGUGGUAGGCAGAGUAAUGUGCCUACCCCCUUCCCAAAUGUGAAUAUAUUAUGUUAAAUGCAAAGGGAAAUUAAAGUUGCAGAUGGAAUUAAAGUUGCUAAUCAGCUGACCUUAAAAUAGGGAGGUUAUCUUGGACUAUCCAGGUGCCAAUCCUAUAUAAUAAAAGCUUAAUAUGCAAAUUGUCCCCUCGGGCAGUCCUUUGACUGGAAGACCGGGAGUUCAACCGCUCGCUAUGAUGUGCGCUGACCACCAGGGGAUGGCGUGGAACAUGGCGGGUGUUGUCGACCUAGUGCUGGCAGCAGGCGGCAGUAGAGGUGCUGCCAGCCCCGAUGGGCCCUGACGAGCAGGACCAUGGCAGGAUGGUGGAGCAGGUGAGCAGGCAGUGCCAGGACAAGGCGGGUAGGAGUGGGGGCCUGAUUGCCCUGCCAAUUGCCCCACAGACAGCGACCAGUGGCAGUGGCAGGGGAUGGGGCUGCCAUCCGGCUCCCAGGUGCUGAGGGAGUGAAGCGGGGGG